This is a messenger RNA of Schistocerca serialis cubense, 4592 nucleotides long. RefSeq names its product diuretic hormone receptor-like. The transcript has 10 exons. Lineage: Eukaryota; Metazoa; Arthropoda; Insecta; Orthoptera; Acrididae. The record is from RefSeq and is a predicted model, not a curated record. Gene Ontology annotation, molecular function: diuretic hormone receptor activity; peptide hormone binding; G protein-coupled peptide receptor activity. Gene Ontology annotation, cellular component: plasma membrane. Gene Ontology annotation, biological process: cell surface receptor signaling pathway; adenylate cyclase-modulating G protein-coupled receptor signaling pathway. The annotation marks the transcript as partial.
GGGCCGCGGUGCGCGCGCUCCUGGGACCGCCUGCUGUGCUGGCCGGACACAGAGCCCGCCACGCUCGCCACCCAGCCCUGCUUCUCCGAGCUCAACGGCAUCCCCUACGACACUACCCAGAACGCGUCGCGGUGGUGCCACGCGAACGGCACGUGGUCCAGCUACAGCAACUACUCGCUGUGCCGCGACCUCAGCCCGCUGGCGGCCGACGAGCCCGGCGUCGAGGUGGCGACGACGCUCUACUUCAGCGGCUACGCCCUGUCGCUGGCAGCGCUCGCCGUCGCCGUCGCCGUCUUCCUGCACUUCAAGGAGCUGAGGUGUUUACGAAAUACCAUCCACACGAACCUCAUGUGCACCUACAUUCUAGCGGACUUCAUGUGGAUACUCACAACCACGCUGCAGAUCGCUGUGCAGACUGAUGCCACAUCAUGCGUCGCGCUCAUCUUGCUGCUCCACUAUUUCCAUCUCACCAACUUCUUCUGGAUGUUCGUGGAGGGCCUCUACCUAUACAUCCUCGUGGUGGAGACCUUCACAGUGAAGAACAUUGAGCUUAGUGCCUACGUGGCCAUCGGAUGGGGCUGCCCUGCUCUCUUCGUGGCGAUGUGGGGUCUCGUGAAGACUUUCGCGCCAAGAGAAAGGGACACUCAGGUGCAGACGACGGAACCGCUGAUGCGACAUUGCCCUUGGAUGAGCCCCGACAGCUACGACUGGCUAUUCCAGGCUCCAGCCAUCGCCGUACUGGCUCUCAACCUCAUCUUCCUAGUCAUGAUCAUGUGGGUGCUGAUCACUAAGCUGCGGUCGGCGAACACGGUGGAGACGCAGCAGUACCGGAAGGCGAGCAAGGCGCUGCUGGUGCUGAUCCCGCUUCUGGGCAUCACCUACAUCCUCAUGAUCGCCGGGCCCACCGAGGGUUUCUCCGCUGAGGUCUACGGCAAUAUCCGCGCCGUGCUCCUGUCUACACAGGGCUUCACGGUGGCGCUGUUCUACUGCUUUCUCAACUCGGAGGUGCAGACGGCGGUGCGGCACCGGCUGGACAGCUGGCAGACAGCUCGCAGUCUCGGCGGCGCGGGCUCCGGCGCCCGCAGGCUCAAGAGGUCCAACAGCCGCGACGGUUCGCCCAGGUCCCGCACCGAGAGCAUACGGGUAGGCGACGUGAUGCCGGCUGGAGGCCCCAGGGAGGUGUCGGACAGUCAGCUCUGAGGCAGCCGGCACUGCAGGUGACAGCCUUCCAAAACCAGCGCGGGGGACACACGUAGUGGAGCGCAAGCCACGGGGGCCGUGCAAUAGCAGCAGCGUGUGACCACACCUGCUGCCCACCGCACAUACACAACAAACUUUAAGAGUACACUUGGCUCAUUGUGAUACAUGCUCCAAGAAGACUUGAUGAGGAGAACUCAUAGAAAGUAGUGUAACCCACUGAUUCUGAAUACAGUUCAACAGUAACGAACAGUUUACCAACUAAGUGUCUAUGACAGUCUCGUUAGCGGAGAACCACUCGACAAUCUCAGUAGUGAACAAAUAAGUCAUUCCGUCAUUGUGGCCUUUUCGGAUAGAAAUCAAUAUCGUUUCGAUUUACUUUAAUAUUUCCGUUGUACAACAAGUACAGGUAACUAAAAUAAGAUAUGUAUAAGCCAUGGAUUCAAAGUGUGUGUGUUUUAGUGACACUUUCUGUUGGGAAAAUUUCGAGAAUAAUAAGGAAGUUAAACCACUACUCUUUUACAUUUGCCACAGCGCAGAAUGUGAUGAAAUCCAUGAAGAUAAUGAAUAGCUUCAGUGUCUGAGAAACGUUCAUCAUAAAACACUGACGCCUUCUUCUUCCAUAUGGCGAAGGCCAAGAUUGUCGUUCUGCAAGUAAUUAACAAAUUAUUAAUUGAACUCUUGUUUAUUAUUCAACGAAAGUGUACCGAAAGCUCUCAUGGACUGAUAUCUGAGUAGGUCUGACAAAGCAAAGGCGAGAAAUGUGUACCGGUUGUAUUGCAUACCUUAGAGAACUGUGUAGAGAAUAAAUUAAAUAAUCUAUUCUUAACAGGGAUUAAGAACAGCACUGAUCAAUUUCACAUUCUCCUGUGCUACAGAAGGUGAAUUCCGCAUGUAACACAGUCAUCUCUUCUUAUUGUGAGGUAUUUAAUAUACAACCGAGUGUAAUUCAUACCUCAAGAGGAAUUUCUGUUUGGUCGGCACGACGCAACAGUUGCCGUCCACUUUCAUUAAAACUACCAAUUGGCUACCUAGAACUUGCGUCAAUUCAAACGAAUUUUUUGGUAUUUUUCUUUUGGUUAAUUUUAUAUUGACAUAUUCAUCAAUCAAACUCAUUUCUCGAAUGUCACUGGCAGGUCAUGGGUAAGAAAAUUUCCCUCAGUUUAGGAUUAUUUUAGAGUAAUACAAUUAGCAAAUGCUAACGUUGUUUGCCAUUGAACCGUUUAUCUUUGUCUUCUGAAACUUCUGUUUUUCGGACAAGGCUCUCAUCAGUGAUAACUGAUUAGGCCAACUGCUGUUUAGCUACCACUAAAAUUGAUGGAGAGUUGAAAGUCACCGAAAAUUACUCGUUAUACAACAGAUGAUUAGAGAAUCGUUGUGAGACGUGAAGAUGAUGUGUCACACUGCGAUUACAAUGCGAAUACCGGACUUAAUGUGGGCCGUAGAUGAUCACGCCUCACGUCCUGACACAAAGCUUCAACUUGCUGUAUUUCAUUUCUUACUUCUUACUUUGGACACAUGAGCUAUCCAAGUAAUUCUCAGGUAUUCAGUUUCAAUUGCCGAUGUAGAGCACGCCAGCCCCCGAAUGGCACAAUUUUAUAACAGUUAUUUAUCACAGUGUAUAUUCCGAUAUAUCAGCUCAAGAAGUAAUUUGCGAGUUAGAUGCAUUACGUAGUUAUGCAUGAUGAAAACAGGUCAAUAUGGCAUGAAAAGUUUCUAAAACACUGCACAGAAAUGUAGCCACCUAUAUGACAUGAAAAUAUUAAUUCUCUCGCAGAAUGAUGAACAUUCGCAUUAUGGGAGUAUAACCUAAGCGGAUGUAAACUUCGUUUUAAAAUUAAAAUUUUUCUUUGUUGAAUGACAAUCAUACGGGAAGAAUGCAAAGUAAGUCUAAUAUAGGAACUAUUACUAUUUCUUAAUUCUACUAAAAUAUGAGACUUCUUUAGAACAGAAUGAAUAUUUUAUACAGAGUAAUAACUAGGGACGAUUUUUUAAUGCCUUUCUAUACCUCUUUUACAGAUAUUAACCUUCCUGUCUUUUGUUGGCCAUAAAUGUGAUGUUACGACUGUAUUGUUUUACUGUUUCCCCUAUCACUGUAACAUUACUUAUUACGGUAUGCUAAGGUGUGUAUUAUUUCGUAUUAGCACCUCAUGAAAAAGAUGGGCUGGCAGCAAGAUCUCAGUUGGAAAACUUACUGAAAUGUCAUUUAUUUAUCGAAUGCAUUACAUACAGAUACGACUUGUUAAAUAUUUCAUUACCACGAGUGAUAAGAAUAUUAUCAAUAAAAAGAGAGCUACGACAAUCAUCUCGAGAACCCGACAUACUAAAGAACCGAGGAAGAGGUACACACAAAAUUUUCUGACUACAAAUAUUGAUGAACAUUAUUAAUAAGGUUCAUUCAUUGCUGGUUAAUGUUAUCACCAUUUACUGCUUCAUUGUCCCAUAGUGCUAAGCGUGAAGUAUGCUUCAAUACGAAAGUCUGAUCCGUUUUCAUCCAUAAUAUACAACAGUGUACUGCAAAAUUUAUGUUUUCCACCAGAAGGCUUGGCUAAAUGACGUCAUCGUGCGACACCGUUAUUUUGUAUUGUUGACAAAAUAUUAACUAGAAGAACUGGAUAUCAUAUUUACGUACACUAAAUACAGCUGGCGAACAAUUUCACGAAUUCAAGAUUUGGUUAAUCCUAACUUUGAUUCUGAAGAUCAACAGCGACAAUUAUUCAGUCUGAUAGUGAAUGAUCUUUCCACAGCCUCUGUUAUAAUAUUUUUAUACAUAUGAUGUGUGUCGAGACUGAAUCUCAAUCUCAAAUGUUUCGUAUGUGAUAUUUCCAUACAACAGAAAGUUAGACAUGAAGGUAAAACAAUAAUGAAUCAGGCUGCAAGUGAUUGUUUAGUAAAUCUGGUUAAUCAGUAACAUCGUUUAGUGCAUAUCAGUGGCCGUAACACAACUCUGUGUAUUGCAAAAAGGGCAUGCAACAAUGGGGUAGUAGCUGUAAAAUACGACUGGUUGAGUAUGAAGUAAGAUUACCUUAAUAGUAAAAUUUUUGUUGUUUUUAUGACAGAAGUGUGACAGCCUUAAAACCAGAACAAAACACAUGUCCAUUUAAUAUCUAUUAGAAUGUGUAAAUGGGGAAAAAAACUUAAAUAUGUUGUGCAUCGCAAAAACUCUGUGAAUUCAAUGUUACGAAUUGAUCAACAUAUUGAUUUUGGAAUCGAAAUUGUAACAAAAUUGUUGUGUGCAUACCUAUCAGAAAAUGGGACCAGAGAAAGUAAAGCAGUUACAGUGAGACAAUAGACUAAUCCCUCAUAAAAUAUUGGUGAACCUCUCUACGAAGCACGUCAGGAGUAAAACUUAAGGUAUAAAGAAAGUAAUUCGCUGUCAUACACGUUUUAAUUGA